AUGUUCAAGAGCCCAAAAAGCUUACGAUCACCGCUCACACAUCUCAUCCACAACGUCAGAAUGGUACACAACAGAGUAACUAUCAUUGGGUCCGGCCCAGCGGCUCACACCGCAGCCAUUUACUUGGCCAGAGCAGAGAUCAAACCUACUCUAUAUGAAGGUAUGUUUGCCAACGGUAUCGCCGCAGGUGGACAGCUAACCACAACCACGGAGAUCGAAAACUUCCCAGGGUUCCCCGAGGGCCUGACGGGCUCGGAACUCAUGGAAAAAAUGAAGCAGCAGUCGGAGAGAUUCGGCACGGAGGUGAUCACGGAAACCGUGGCCAAGGUGGAUCUUUCGUCGAGGCCCUUCAAGUUCUGGACCGAGUUCAACGAGGACGCGGAGCCCAACACCACGGACGCUUUGAUUUUGGCCACCGGUGCGUCGGCCAAGAGAAUGAACUUGUCUGGCGAAGACACCUACUGGCAGCAAGGGAUCUCGGCGUGCGCCGUUUGCGACGGUGCCGUGCCCAUCUUCAGAAACAAGCCUUUGGCCGUGAUCGGCGGGGGAGACUCUGCGUGUGAAGAAGCGUGCUUUUUGACCAAGUACGGCUCCAAGGUCUACAUGCUGGUGAGAAAGGACCACCUGCGUGCCUCCACGAUCAUGCAGAGACGUGCCGAGAAGAACGACAAGAUCGAAAUCCUCUACAACACCGAGGCUACCGAGGCCAAGGGUGACGGCAAGUUUUUGAGCUCUCUAGCGCUAUACAACAACAAGACCAAGCAGAAAUCCGAACUUCCCGUCAACGGGUUGUUCUACGCCAUUGGCCACACCCCUGCCACCGGCAUCUUGAGCGGCCAAGUCGACCUAUACGACACCGGCUACGUCAAGACCGUUCCAGGUAGUGCCAUGACCUCCGUGCCAGGUGUCUUCGCCGCCGGUGACGUUCAGGACUCCAGAUACAGACAAGCCAUCACUUCUGCCGGCUCGGGCUGCAUGGCUGCUCUGGACGCUGAGAAGUUCUUGGCCGAGCAAGAAUAG
This is a messenger RNA of Lachancea dasiensis, 1020 nucleotides long. Lineage: Eukaryota; Fungi; Ascomycota; Saccharomycetes; Saccharomycetales; Saccharomycetaceae. The record is from the annotation of a GenBank genome assembly.